AUGAACCUGUGUGACGUAUGUAGAGAGUCCUUUUCCUGGACGGUCGCUAAUAAGCGCGAUCCCUCCCUCCCCAGUUCAAAGACCCACCAUCUUACUCAACGAGACUGGAUGCAGGCGGUUGAACAAGGCUGCAAUGUCUGUACAUUGCUGCACGAUGCGCUUCCACCUGGAAUGGCUGCUCACCUCGAGAAGCUUGAUCUCGAAACUCGGAAGAAUAUAGCCUGGCCUUUGGAAGAGUCUCUCGAUUCUUUCCUAAUAUGGAUAAAGCUCGCUAUUUCUCAUGAGCUCCCAAGUGUCGGGGUCUGUUUAGAAUUCAAUGCGGCAACGAAAGGUUUGGAAGGCCCGUUCCGAGAAUCAACCAACUUAGUUCUUAUGCAGCUAGACCUUGACCAUGGCUCCGUCGCGAGCCCUGUGUCGUUGCGAGAGAGUCCUUCGAGCGACUCGCGUACUGCUUGGGGUCUGAUGAAACACUGGAUCAGUCAAUGUAAGCAAAAACACCUAGAUCGCGGUCUACGGACUGGUGUCGCAGGACUAUGGUACCCAACUCGACUACUCGAUUUGGGACACCCCGAAUCAACAAGUACGCCACGGCUCAUUGAGACAGCUUUCAGCUUACCAAAAAGCCCUUACCUAACGCUCAGCCACUGCUGGGGAAAGAAGCAACUGAUCUGCGCCACGAAAGAAAAUCUGCAAAGUCUGUAUAGCGAUAGUCUAUGCAUCGUGCAAAACGAUCAGGAAGAUUGGGCUAGAGAAGCAGCUCUGAUGCACAGAGUGUAUACCGAGGCAGAUUGCAACCUUGCCGCGGCAGCGUCACGAGACAGCAGUGGAGGAAUGUUCUUCAGACGUCAGGGAUUGUACGGCCAAUGUGUCGUGAAAAACGUGCGAGGGGAUGUCAUUGACAUCUUUGCUGACCAAGACCUAUUCCUGAAGGAAGUCAACCGCUCCCCUCUACAGACGCGUGCAUGGGUAUAUCAAGAGUGGCUGAUGUCGAAAAGAACUAUCCACUUCGCCAAAAGCCAGGUCUUCUGGGAGUGCGAUCAUCUUUGCGCUUGUGAGGUCUUUCCUGACGGGCUUCCUAAUACCAUCAGACACGACGGAAAAGCAAAGUUUGCAGAAGACUUUGACAGCGCCAAACAUCUGUUGAGCCGAGAUAUGAAAGUAAAUGCAAGUCGUAUUCGUCCAGACCCGUUUCGGCUUUGGUCAGGCCUCGUUACCCACUAUACCUCUCGCGAUAUGACGAAGGCGAAUGAUCGAUUACCCGCCUUGUCCGGUAUCGCGAAAUGGCUACAGCCGCAUCUCGGAAAUCCGGGAUACCUGGCUGGUGUUUGGAACAACAGCGACAUUCAUCGCCAGCUCGCGUGGUACACAUACCAUACCAAGAAUCCAAGGCCGCAAUACAGGGCUCCGAGUUGGUCAUGGGCAUCAAUCGAUGGCCCCGUGUUUUGGUCAAAUGCGCCUGCCAUAUUUACUCCCCAGUCAGAAAUUCUCACUAUCUCGACGACUCGUGGCAGCAGUGAUCCCACAGGGUCAGUCACUGGCGGUCAUAUCCUGAUCAAAGGCAAUAUGGGCCGUGUACAAAUCAUUGACCACGAGUCGCGCCCGGUUCUGCGCAGAGAGGACGAUGUAACAGAGAGUUAUAGGUGUUAUGUUACGUUCCGCGGAUUUGAUGUCAGCAGCCUCCAGUUUGGCCUGUACUACGUACUGCACCUUGGCACAGAGACCAUCCAACCCCGCAAGAUACAUUCCUCAUCUUCGGGGGAGGACUGCUUUUCCGCUACAUAUUUAGUUCUUCGACCUGUGAUUGGAGAACAUGGUGCCUUUGAGCGAUGUGGGCUUGUCGACGAGUGUUAUCCUGUUGACAGUGAACAUCGAACACUGGCAGACCGAGGACCACAGAGUAGACAAGAUAUACCUUGCGAAGAGUAUGUUGAGGAUGAAGGAAAUUACAGGAUUCGUAUAGUCUAG
Fusarium mangiferae is the source of this 1965-nucleotide messenger RNA. RefSeq lists its product as uncharacterized. The transcript is spliced from 3 exons. Bases 1 to 1965 code for a protein of 654 amino acids. NCBI's taxonomy places the organism in Eukaryota, Fungi, Ascomycota, Sordariomycetes, Hypocreales, Nectriaceae. The record is from RefSeq and is a predicted model, not a curated record.